GGGUGCACCAGGCGCUGCCCGACUCUCCGCCGGGCUCCGGAGCUCUCGGGCCGCGCGUGGCGCAGGUGCGCGGUCCGGCUUUUCUCCUCGCGGCGCUCUGACGGCUCGGCCGGCCGGCCGGGAUGGGAGCGGCCGCCCUGGCGCUGCUGCUGCUGGCGCUGCUGCUGCUGCUGCUGGCGGCGGCGGCGCUGAGCCCGCGGCUCCGGUUCCGGGCCAAGAUCAGCAGCUACUGCGCGCUCUGCGUGACGGCCUCGGCCCUCACCAGCCUGGCCUGCCUGCUCUGGAACGGCGGGCGCACCGUCCGCAACAUGACGAUAAUCAAAAACGUGGUCCGCAGCUUCAAGUACCUCUAUGGCCUGAGGUUUGAAGUGAAGGGUCUGGAGCACUUCGAGAUCGAAGGUCCCUGUGUCAUCGUUUCGAACCACCAGAGCAUCCUGGACAUGAGGGGGUUGAUGGAAAUCCUUCCGGAGCGCUGUGUCCAGAUUGCCAAGAGGGAGGUGUUGUUCAUGGGGCCCGUGGGGCUGGUCACCUACCUCGGCGGGGUCAUCUACAUCAACCGGAAGAGAACCGGCACGGCCAAAUCCGUGAUGUCCGAAGUCAGCCAGGCCAUGAUGAGCGACAACCUCAAGGUCUGGAUCUACCCAGAGGGAACACGGAACAUGAACGGGGACCUUUUGCCAUUCAAGAAGGGCGCUUUUCACCUCGCAGUCCAGACCCAGGUUCCAAUCAUUCCUGUGGUCUAUUCCUCCUUUUCUUCAUUUUACAACCCGGAAAAGAAUACGUUUACAUCAGGCAAAAUCCAGGUGGAGAUCUUUCCGCCCAUCUCAACAAAGGACCUGACCUCCGAGGAUGUUGAUGAGCUCACCAUGCAGUGCUACACCACCAUGAGGGAGAACUUCCGCAGGUUGUCGGGAAAGAGCCGAGAAACCAAUGGAGAAGCCUCCACCCUUGGGCAGUAGGGUCUCUUGCCAAAAUGGCUGCGGGCUUCACCUGUUGGACAGAUUCCCUCAGAUUCCCUUGCUUGAUGUUAUGGGGAAGCGUGUAGGUUGCUCCUAAAGAAGUGAGUGAGGGGAGGAAGAAAUUCAACCGGUGGACGUGCUCAAAUCUCUCACGUGGAGGAACCUCCGCUGGCCUUCCUUUCUCCACCUACCUCUCCACAAACAGCCCUCACCAAAGACUCCUGCCCUUCCCAGUGUCCACAACCAGCAGUUUAAACAACCCAAGUGCCUUUUCUGUCUCCUGGGGACUCCAGGGAUUGGGUUCAUGGCUUCCUCCUUGCCCCCUGGAGUAAUUCUUCUUCCCUUCCUUGGGCACAGGGAUAAUUUGGGCGCGCGGGCCCAGAGCCUUGCCCACUUGACCCUUUUUCCUAAGGAAGGUGGGCUCAGGCCCCACUAUUUGAUGCAGUUUCGUGGGUUGAGAGGGGCAACGCUCCCGUACCAGUAAUGACCCUUGUCCAGAAGAGGCGAUGCUGGGUGUUUGCUGUCCCGAGGCUGCAUCUCUCCCUGUUGGAGGCCAGGUGUGAAAGUAAGCUCCCACAGGUAAGCUGGGGAGAAGGACCACAUUUGCUGUUACGGUCACCAAGCAAAUCCCAUCCUUUACCUAGGCUCAAAUCGAUGGUCAGCUUCAGCAACUUCAAGACGUGUGGACUUCAACUCCCAGAAUUCUCCAGUCAACUGUGCUAGGGAAGGGUGGGUGAGGAAUUCUGGGCGUUGAAGUCCCUACACAUCCUCCAGUUGCUGAGGUUGAGAAAUGUGGCCCUCCUGGUUUUUUUCCCCACAUUGGCAGGAGAGUUUAGCAUUCACAUGGGUGUCAGAAUGGCUAAUACGGAGAUUCUUAUGAAUCUUCUGAAGCGUUUGAGGCUGUCUUGUAUAAAACAGCUGCUAUCCUCUCUCCUCCCCACUUUAAAUGAUGCCGAAGAAUAAGGAAGCUUUCUUAUUUAUUUGGGACAAAGUUUUUUUUCCCCCCAUUUUCUUUGAAGAUAACGUUGCAAGAAUAGAUAUUUCAAGGAUUUUAGUCACCAAAAGUUGCCUCACGUGGUUUGGGUGCCGGGAGCGCAAAGCAGACGUACUAACUUGGACAUUCUGAGAUCUCGUGAUGGUGAAAGAGAAGAGCUGGCAGGGCUGAUGGUAAAAAUACUUUUGCUGGAUUUCGAAACAGUGACGAACGUGUAAAGAGAUUUGAUUAAACUUGCCUAGUGCCAUAGUGUUUGGAUUUGCCCAUCACCAAAGCACGUCCAUUUUAUUUUUAUUUUUGUAAGAGCGGAGGGCCACAAGGCUGCUAGCGAGGUUUCACGAAUUCCGUUGCCCUCAGCGGAGUUGUGAGUCCAACUGCCGCUGUGAUGGGGCAGAGAUUUCCAGAAGUGUUGGAGUAAACUCUUAAAUAAGAGAAUCCAAAGUACUUUCAGACAGCUCAUAGUGUUCGCUUGGAGUUGUGAUGGAGAACUUGCGAUUUGUCCAACAUUCCCUGCACGUUGGGCUGCUGCCCUACUAAACCAUGGUUGCUCGGCCCAAGCCUUGAUGCCGAUCCCAGCCAUUGUCAUCCAAACCAGCCAAUGAAGCCACUGCCUGUUGGUUGACAACGGUGCUUCCUUCAGUGUCCAAGUUGAAGAAAGACAAAUCCGCACUUAGUCUGCCAUCUUGCAAAGCUUCCAGCGAGGCCCUCCAGCCCCAGGGAGAGACUCAGAGUAUUUCUUUGCUUGAGGGUGGAGCAAGUUGGGACCCUGAACUGGACAGUGGGCUAAAUCAGGGGUCCCCAACCUUGGCGACUUUAAGACUUGCGGACUUCAACUCCCAGAAUUCUGGGAGUUGAAGUCCGCAAAGUCGCCAAAGUUGGGGAACCCUGGGCUAGAUGAUCUUGCAAAAAGUCAGUUGCAUUCCCUUGGCUCCAUCCCAUCCGCUGUGGCCCUGCACUCAUCCCCAUGGAUCAUUCCUCGAAACAAAAGGGGGUCAGGAGUGGGACUGGGCACAACUUGGCUUCUUUUAUCUGGAGUCUCCAGAGGAGAGGUUCUCAAUCUUGCAAUUUCAAAGAUGGGUGGACGUCAACUUCCAGAAUUCCCCAGCCAGUUAGGGCAGAGGUCACUAACCUUUCUCGGUUGGUGGACCGGAGGGAACAGGAGGAAGAAGUGUUUGACACGCGUGAUGCAAACAGGGCGGGGCUAGCACUAGUGUGAUACUUGCGGCACAGUGCUCCGUUUCCACCCAUUUUUGUGCCCCGCGGCACGGCAUCAGCCCGUUUUUACACCUCACGGUGCAGCGGUGUCCUGUUUUCAUACCCCAUGGCGCGGUGGCACCCUGUUUUUGCACCCCAAGGUGCAGUGGUGUUUUCAUGCUCCGCGGCGCUAGCAUGAGUGAGGGUGUAUGUGCGCACACGUGCACGCACUGGUCAGCCUCUCCCACGGCCUGGUGGCCAGCAAGCCACAGCCCACUGGUUGGGGACCCAUAAGGAAUUCUGGGAGUUGAAGUCCACCUAUCUUAAAAGUCACCAAGGUUGAAAAAAGACCACUCCAGACAGCCCAAUGUCCACGAUCUCUCCGCUCCAUCAAAGUAGGCCUCCUGCACUUGCCGUGUGGAUGUGGGAAUCACAAGCAUAACAGGAUGCUGUUCUUGCUGUGCGCCCUACCCCACUCCAACUCUGCAACAAAGCCCAUUUCCUACUUAGUUGGGAUGAAGUUACCCCUGAAACAGCUCAGCCCCUGCAGGACCCAUCGAGCACAACUCCAGCAUUCAGACAGUCCUUCGGAUCCACCAUCGUUUUAAGCCAGCUUCAGCUUUAUUUGCAAGGUUUGGGAACAUAGUUGUCCUGUCCAAGGCCGUGGCGCCAACUGGAAGGGAAGCCCUUAACCUUAGCCAAAGCGCUCAGCCCCAAACUGAAUGGAAACAAAGGGAGAGGAUGUGGCUGCUGGGAGUUGUAGUUCCGACAGCUGAAGAAUGGUUUCCCCGACCUUUCGAAACCAUACCAAAAAAAAUGUGUGCCAAAGUGCCUUAUUGCAAAACCUUUGAUUGCUUUUUGGUAUUGUCCAAUGUACUAUUUUUAUAAAGAAUUUUAUUUAAAAAGAA
This is a messenger RNA of Crotalus tigris (Tiger rattlesnake), 4055 nucleotides long. It is a transcript of the gene AGPAT2, whose product is annotated as 1-acylglycerol-3-phosphate O-acyltransferase 2. NCBI's taxonomy places the organism in Eukaryota, Metazoa, Chordata, Lepidosauria, Squamata, Viperidae. The coding region runs from base 123 to 959 and encodes 278 amino acids. The record is from RefSeq and is a predicted model, not a curated record. The transcript is spliced from 6 exons. Gene Ontology annotation, cellular component: membrane; endoplasmic reticulum. Gene Ontology annotation, biological process: phosphatidic acid biosynthetic process. Gene Ontology annotation, molecular function: 1-acylglycerol-3-phosphate O-acyltransferase activity.